This is a messenger RNA of Penicillium malachiteum, 2478 nucleotides long. RefSeq lists its product as uncharacterized. Lineage: Eukaryota; Fungi; Ascomycota; Eurotiomycetes; Eurotiales; Aspergillaceae. The record is from RefSeq and is a predicted model, not a curated record. Bases 1 to 2478 code for a protein of 825 amino acids. The transcript has 2 exons.
AUGAACGGCCCUGACCCGCAACAGCUGUAUGACAGACUUGAGGGUGUAGGUUCUGAAACUACCGCCGAUGGAGAAUCAACCCAGCCAAGUGUACUACAAUUACCUCAUUCCAUUCCUCUUUUGAUAUUAAACGAUGGUGAUACUCUUCUGUACAUCGACCCAGCUCCCAGCGCGUCGAAAUCGAACCCAAGUAUCCCUCUCCGAGUUCGCAGCUCAACCCUCCUUAGAACGUGCUCACAAUAUCUGGCCAAAUUUUUUGAGCAAUCCUAUCAGAGGAGAAUUCGACGGAAGAGAGGAUUCGUGGAUUCGUUACCCCGUGGCAUCAAAUUUCUCGUUGAUCUGACACCUGCUAUUGUGGAGGAAGAUGCUGUCAUUGCGUUGACCGAGAUUUCUUGCCCUAAAGGUAUUCGGACCUGGGCAGCAUAUCAAAAUGUAUGGAAACUUCCUGAAACAUGUGUUGGAGGUGUGGAUGAAUUGGAAAUGGCCCAGAAGCGUCAGACAUUGUUAUUUGGGGAACAGCCAGAGGAUUACUGGAAUAAGCAGGAAAAUUACUGGCACGUUGGAGGGAACGAAACCUUUGGCCAGAGAGGUCCUGAUAAUAAAAUGUUGCAAAGCCUUGUUCGGAAUGGAUUGCCUGUUGAGUAUUCCGCGUCACGUCACAGAGAUGGCAUCGAGUGGGUUCUGCAUGUCCUUGAGGGACUCAGCAUCGUACUUGAUACACCCUGCAAGAUGUGGACUUUCUUUGCUAUUGCCAACAUAUUUGAAGUCGCGACCCAUCCCGCCAUAGCUGGGUACAUUUUGUCCUGGUUUUAUGAGGAUAACAACACUCGUUUCAUUGAGAUCCACCCUGAGAUCAGUUAUCGAGUGGCUUGUGGAAUUCAGUCAAAUGUACUUUGCCGCCAUGCAUUUGCAGGUUUGGUUGGCGAUGAGGCUAUUGUUCACCUUAUUUGCUCAGCGAGUCUUCGGCCCUUUGGAAUAUGGGCACCAUCGUUCCAGAAAUCUCGAAUCCAUGACUUACUGAGUGAUAGUGACAUCCAACGCAUCGAGUACGCCAGUAAGGCAUUCACAGACGAUGUCUUGAAGCACUUCCUUCAUCUCGUGGGAACAGACAUGGUGUGGCUGGAGGAGAUACCGGAAUUCCAAAAACUCAUGUUUCAUACUUCCGAGUUCCCCAAGAUGGGAAAUUGGUCCACGACUUGCAAAGAUCCUGAACGAGUGACUGAUGCAACAUAUCCCGAGACAAAUCAUUAUUGGCAUGCAUUCCUACCGGAGGAUAUGAUAAUCAGAGUGAUGGGAAGAAGCUUUUGGAGAGAACUUACAUGCCAGAAGUUUGAGAUUCCUGAAUUCACUGUUGCCAAUUCGCACCCCAUCAAUCUCAGUCUCAUCGACAUUGGCCACGGGCUUCUCCCAUUCAAUCUUGAAGCAGAUGUGACAAUCGGGCCUGUUAAAGGAGAGUUAAUCAAAGAGAAAGUCGCAGCCUUCAACAUCAGAGCCCAAGAACGACUCAAAUAUGUGCAUGAGAGAAAAAAGAAAUCAGCUCCCGUGCAGCUCACCCAGGGUUUGAGAGGAAUUCAGCCCACAGAUUUACUCACCAUACGCCCCAGAGUUAACGCACCGAGAAGUGUUCUCCAUUCACCUGCAGAUGGUUCUGUUCCAAUUGCCUCAGAGCCAGCUCAAUUCUGCCCUCCGGAAAUAGUCCUUCCUUUACGACCAGCCAACCCUGCGAAUACUGAUUCUCACGCACAACCAUCCACCCCCGCAACCGACAUUCCCAAAGAUCCUGCAACGGGCAAUGGAACCAAGAGCGAUGAACCAUUUUUUAAUCUGCAUAACUUCACGCAGUUGGCUGGAAUUUACAUCUCAACAUACGCCAGCUCUGUUCUCUCCACACACGAGCAAGUUCCACUCGACAGACGAGCGACAGACCAUUUGACCUGUCUCACUGAUAGACAAUGGAAGUAUCUACCCCUCUGGGCUGGAGGCAAUGAUGACGGGACAGGCGGCGUGUUCAACGAUCAAGACAUCCCUAAUGUCUCCUCCAGUGAAUUUUUAGGUCCGGGACCUGCAAUUCGUACAAGUUCUGGCAGUACCCAUUCUCGCUCCGAGUCAUUCACCCACGUGGAACCCAGUGAUUACAACAGUACAGUUUGUGGAGCCUCUCGUCAUGCCACCUACUCUCAUCGCUCUGACAUUCAAUCAAUGGAUGAGCGAGAAUGGGUGACUGCGGGAGCCAGAUUUUACCAAAACGGAUACACUCAUAGACCGGGUCAAGGAUACAAGCAGGUUCUCCUUUCAGAACUGGAACAUGACAAUAUCGUCGAUUACGACUACUGUCCCAUGACAAUCACGUAUGAUGGUGCUGAUGAAUCUGGGGAUCUUCGCCCUGGGCCUACGGCUCAGAACUCUUCGAAUCAUAUCGAUGCCUCGGGAGAUGACCAUGACAUGCAAGAUUGUGAUGAUGAUUUUGAGAUUCUUUAG